This is a messenger RNA of Brassica oleracea var. oleracea, 841 nucleotides long. RefSeq names its product TATA-box-binding protein 1-like. The coding region runs from base 112 to 726 and encodes 204 amino acids. The transcript is spliced from 2 exons. Gene Ontology annotation, molecular function: DNA binding; RNA polymerase II general transcription initiation factor activity. The record is from RefSeq and is a predicted model, not a curated record. NCBI's taxonomy places the organism in Eukaryota, Viridiplantae, Streptophyta, Magnoliopsida, Brassicales, Brassicaceae. Gene Ontology annotation, biological process: DNA-templated transcription initiation.
UCCGUCGCCUCACACAGCUCCACCAACCUCUUUGAGAGAGAACCAAAUCAAUCUCCUUUGUUUCCCUGUCGGAACCAAACCAUUGGAUCUGAUCCCUAUAUCAAGAGGAGAAUGAGCGAUGACGAAUUGCAAGGGAGUACUGAUCCAGUGGACCUUACCAACCAUCGUUCAGGGCUAGUCCCCACUCUUCAAAACAUCGUCUCGACGGUUAACUUGGACUGCAAGCUAGACCUAAAAGAGAUAGCUUUGAAAGCACGUAACGCCGAAUUCAACCCUAAACGUUUCGCCGCCGUGAUCAUGAGGAUAAGGGAACCAAAAACCACGGCGUUGAUCUUCGCCUCGGGGAGAAUGGUCUGUACCGGAGCCAAGACCGAGUGCUUCUCCAAGCUGGCUGCUAGAAAGUACGCUCGCAUAGUUCAGAAACUUGGGUUCGACGCUAGGUUCAAAGACUUCAAGAUCCAGAACAUUGUAGCUUCUUGUGAUGUGAAGUUCCCUAUAAGGCUUGAGAUUCUUGCCGUCUCUGUUCACCGCGACUUCUUGAGCUACGAGCCGGAGAUGUUUCCAGGACUCAUUUAUAGGAUGAGAGAACCAAAGAUUGUGCUACUGAUCUUUGUGUCUGGGAAGAUUGUUAUCACUGGAGCCAAGAAGAGAGAGGACACUUACAAAGCCUUUGAGAAUAUAUACCCAGUGCUCACACAGUUCAAGAAGAUAUGCAUUCAUAGGUAGGUCACUGAUCUUGGAGUUGCGAAACUAGUUGGUGUUGUCAACAUAUAUAACCAAGUAUGAGAAAACUCAUAUGGUGUAAGAGUGUUUUUUUGAGGUACCUUUGUGUUAUGGAUUC